GGUGGGGGGGGCUCGCGGGGGACCUUGAGAGAAAGGAGAUGGGUUGGGUGAUCUCUGAGGGUUGAGUUCCAUUUCGCUCUGUAUUAGCAGCUAGCUAGUGGAUCCCUUCUUUUUCUGUGUCUCUGCAAUUCAGUGCUUCCUAGCCCCCGUGAUGUAUGUAUAUGGGUACUCAAAAAAGUGUUUGAAGCAGCCGCCUCCUCUUCUAGGGAGACUGAUUGCCCAGCUUGAAUUGCUUCCGCAAUGCAUGCACCUUUGGAGAAGCGUAGGUUUCAUUUGUUUGGGACCACCGAUUGUUGUCAAGGUCCGCAGGGAAUCUGAACUCCUCAGACGUAGCAGGGCGGAAAUAGGCUUUAAAGGAAAAGCCUUGUGUUACCUUUUUCAUUUGUGCAAUUAGUUUAACAACUCUUUGGAAGCCAGGCAUUGGUAUUUUUUGUGUUCUUAUCAACAUUGAAACUCAUAUAUUAGUGUCUUUCCUGUUUGAGAAGGGAGAAAAUGGCAAUCAUCUAUUCCACAUGAAAUUUACAAUGCGACCGUUGACCAAUGAAUGGCCUCUUUCUUACUUCUUAAAAGAUUUUAUUUGAGUGUAAUUUUGGUGGAGUGGUGAGGACGAAACUAAGGAAGGUUAAUUCUAAUCUGCCUGUAUUGCAGUGUGAGAUGGGGAUGGGGAUUGAGUCAUUUCUUGAUUCAAUUAAUUAAAUAUUCCCGGUUUAGGGUAAUUUAUAUAAAAUUAAUUAAUUAAUUAUUAAACAUUGGUUUUAGGGAUUUUAUAUGGAUGCCUUAUCUUCUAGUUUCUACAAUUUUUACUUGCAGGUAAUAAAAAAAAAAAAAAAAAGCCCCAAUUCAACGCUGUUGUUCUAUUCUGACCCUUGUUGGCAUGAAAAAGAAAUAAAAAAAAAAUCACUUAUUUUAUAUAUAUAUAUAUUUAUAUAGUAAGCACAUGAGUCAACUCUUGUCCCCUUGUAUGGUGCUUGUUCUUAAUAGUCUUUUUUGUCUUUCUUCUUCUCUACGGAGGAACAAAUGCUCGUGCCGUGCCGAUGUAGGUAGGAGAGACAGUGAAGUCCAGGUGAAGAUUAUUAAGUAGGGCAGAAAUGUACAAAAGUCAGCUUCAAGAACUUGCGCAGAGGAGUUGUUUCAACCUGCCUUCUUACGCGUGCAUCAGAGAGGGCCCCGACCAUGCGCCUCGAUUCAAAGCCUCUGUGAACUUCAAUGGUGAGAUCUUCGAAAGCCCCAUUUACUGCAACACCUUAAGACAGGCUGAGCAUGCAGCUGCCGAAGUAGCUCUCAAUGAGCUUUCUACGAAAGGUCCUUCUAGGUCCCUAACUGCAAGGGUUCUUGAUGAGACGGGAGUAUACAAGAACCUCCUUCAGGAAACUGCACACAGAGCAGGCGUGAAGCUGCCGGUCUACACCACGGUGAGAUCAGGGCCUGGCCAUGUCCCAGUUUUUACUUCUACUGUAGAGAUUGCUGGUUUGAGUUUUACAGGCGAGUCAGCCAAGACGAAGAAGCAAGCUGAGAAAAAUGCUGCCAUUGCAGCCUGGUCCGCUUUGAGAUCAAAGAAUCAUCUAGCCGCUGCUUCUGGUUCGUUGUUGUCUGAGUUAUCAAGUAAAGAAACAAACAAUCGAGAAGGAGAGGAUCAGGUCCUUCUUGUGGCGAGGGUCCUCUCCAAUAAUUUGAGACCCAAUAAAGAUGAAAGUAGCAGACAAGUUAGAAGGAAGGGUCACAACAACCAAACAAGAAGAAGCGUGAGGAGUCGCUCUAUUGCUUCUUCCGGUAGUGUUAGUUACCAUCCUGCGCCUCACCCCUUGGAUAUACCACUAUUCGACUCUGCUUCAGAUGGUGAUGGCGAUGAUCCAACACAAAAACAGAAACAAAAACACAAACACACGAAGAGCUUUGUGUCCCUUCACCCUCCAGCCUCUCCCAGUGCCACUUCAAAAAUCCUAACCCCACCGGCUUUGAUGAACAUUCCCAUUGCAAACGACGAGUCUGCCGCUGCCAAUUCUUCAAGUACUAUUAUGGGCUGUGACUCGAUUCAUCCACUGCUUAACACCAGGAAGCUAAGCCCAUCAUCAUCAGCACCACCACCAAUAUUGUUUGAUUGGAGCAUCCAAAAUAAUGAGCAAACAACAACCCAUGUCAGAAGCAGGCUUCUAGUACCUCCUGAACCUACUUCUACUACUACUCUUCCAAUAUCUCCAUCUCCUCCGGUGGGCAUGCGCAGGGGGGUGGUUACAUACAAUGGUAUUGGUGGUGGGGGAUACAGCCACCCAGAAAGGAUUGCUCAGGCUGUUCAAAUCAGGUCAGUGAUCCCAGUUUGUGCAGCGAGACCCACUCCAUCGCGCAUUAUUAUAGAAUCUGCUGCUUCAACGUCCACAGUCCAACACACAGGAGGAGAAGGAGCAGGAGAAGAUGCUAAUUCGUCGUCCGCCUGCAGCCCCAGCAAUCAACAGUCAUACUCCACCCGACUCUGCUCCGUGUUCAGCAACAAGUUACAGUUGUGAUGAAGAAGAAAAAAGAAAUGUAGCUUAAUACAAUUAGAGCAUCUUUGUCCUAGCUUUUUAUAGGUUUAGCCGCCUUCAUCUGCUUAAAAAAAUUGUUAUUAACCACACAGCUUGCUUGUGCUUGGGCGGGCAUGGGAAUUAAAGGCGGCCAUGAAUAUAUCUGUCUCUGUAA
This is a messenger RNA of Diospyros lotus (date-plum), 2673 nucleotides long. Its product is annotated as double-stranded RNA-binding protein 3-like. The record is from RefSeq and is a predicted model, not a curated record. The coding region runs from base 1089 to 2501 and encodes 470 amino acids. Gene Ontology annotation, molecular function: double-stranded RNA binding. The transcript has 4 exons. NCBI's taxonomy places the organism in Eukaryota, Viridiplantae, Streptophyta, Magnoliopsida, Ericales, Ebenaceae.